AUGUUUGAAGGACUAUAAAUUGGAAGAGCAUUGACGGAGUUGUCAUUUUCCCUCCAGUUUUUCUCCUACACGGGUUAUUUAAGGUGUGAUUUCCUCUCUGUUCAAGAUGCAUUUUUAUGGAGCUCUGAUCCUCUUCAUGACACUGUCUGCAGCCUAUGGGUUGAAAUGCCACACAUGUGUUGGAGGUAUCGGCUGCUCAGCGGUGAAGACUUGUCCUUCCGGAUUGAACCGUUGUUCCAGCGUCGAGUUCUUGGGUUUGAAAACCAAGAGUUGCAUGACCAGCGAGUUAUGUGUUGAACCCAUUAAGUGCUGUUUCUACGACCUGUGUAACAGCGCCAUGCCCGCCGGCAGCAGUCCGCUCCUCCUGCUGCUCUCCUCGGCCAUCAUCACCGUCUUUCUCUGAGGCUCCGGAGCAGCUACAGCUUAACAAAAUGUGUCUUCUUUUUUUGGAACCCUAGAAGAAUAAAUACAUUUCCGGACGUAUAAAAGCUGUAAAUGAAUAAUAAUAAUAAUAAUAAUAAUAGAUGACAUUUGUAUAGCGCCUAAUGCAUCUCAACAUUUGUUCAAUAAAAGACAACAUUAUGAAUGAUUAUGUAAUUGUUUAAUUGAUUUGUUCUGCAUUUCACAUUACUAUGUACAGCAACGGCAGUUUUGUCAUGAAGCCAUAAUAAGAAACAUGGGUGACAAAACAGGACAUAAAACAUUAACAAUAUUGAGGAAAUUAAUAAAUUAAAUUGCUCAGGAUUAAUGAGCAGAUCAGCGGACUAAAAUGUUUGGACUGUGAGUUACUUUUGAUCAACAGGUCAACACAAGCAUUAAUAAAAAGACAGAAAA
Trematomus bernacchii (emerald rockcod) is the source of this 834-nucleotide messenger RNA. RefSeq names its product three-finger toxin MALT0070C-like. NCBI's taxonomy places the organism in Eukaryota, Metazoa, Chordata, Actinopteri, Perciformes, Nototheniidae. The coding region runs from base 107 to 403 and encodes 98 amino acids. The record is from RefSeq and is a predicted model, not a curated record. The transcript has 3 exons.